Molecule: messenger RNA, 760 nt
Organism: Melanaphis sacchari
Lineage: Eukaryota; Metazoa; Arthropoda; Insecta; Hemiptera; Aphididae
Gene: mRpL17
Product: 39S ribosomal protein L17, mitochondrial
Exons: 3
Coding region: 126-680 (184 amino acids)
Biological process (GO): translation
Cellular component (GO): ribosome; mitochondrial large ribosomal subunit
Molecular function (GO): structural constituent of ribosome
Source: RefSeq, a predicted model, not a curated record
UAUCAUCGAACGAUAGCGAUGCGGCAAUCUUUUAAGGCUUAAAUUCGUUGUUAAAUUAUAAUUUCAGCCUACUCGAUUUCGCUUGGAUAUUUUAGAGAGACGGUGGACAAUCGAUCCGUUUUACGAUGAAUCAAGCGGAGGUGUCGCAGUUAAUGUCCAAACUCAGAAUACGCGUCAAUCCUCGACAUAAGAAUCUAAAGUGUCCUGAAGGACCACAGGGCCGGCUAAAUAAGUUGCGUAAAACUGUUAACGCUCUGUUCAAAUACGAACGUUUAGAAUUGAAUUAUACAUUGGCUGACGAAACCAGAGGAUAUGCUGAAAGAUUAAUAUCAGAAGCCAUCAGGCAUGGGGAUACACACAAACCAACUAUGGAGAUGGCUGACUAUUGGAUAGAAGAAAAACAACUGAUACACAAAUUGUUCAAAGUAUUGGUUCCCCGGUUUAAUGAUUAUCAAACUUCAUACACUAUGUUAUACCGGGCGCCGAAAGCAUACCCAGAAAUUGUGUAUCCCCGUUCAGUUCUAGAACUUAGAGGUAACCCGUUUCCAGCAAUUCUACCUCAGCGAUCCGAUCAAAGAAAUUUUAUUCACAAUGUGCUAUUGGAAGAAGCGAAAAAGGCUUACAGGGCUGAGAAAUAUGAAGAAAUAACCAAAUCUCUUGAAGAACAAGAAGAAGAAUAAAUCUAUAAUCAUAUUUUGUUUUGUGUAAAUAAAGUUGUUAGUUAGGAAUACUCAAUUAAAAUUGAUGCAUUUUCAUGAUA